Messenger RNA from Schistocerca serialis cubense, 2107 nucleotides. Its product is annotated as zinc finger protein 492-like. Gene Ontology annotation, cellular component: nucleus. The record is from RefSeq and is a predicted model, not a curated record. NCBI's taxonomy places the organism in Eukaryota, Metazoa, Arthropoda, Insecta, Orthoptera, Acrididae. The transcript is spliced from 7 exons. Gene Ontology annotation, molecular function: DNA-binding transcription factor activity, RNA polymerase II-specific; RNA polymerase II transcription regulatory region sequence-specific DNA binding. Bases 223 to 1962 code for a protein of 579 amino acids. Gene Ontology annotation, biological process: regulation of transcription by RNA polymerase II.
GUAUACCCCUGUAGUGUGAAAAUAAAAGAAGAACCACAGGAGACUGGGAAUCAAGAGUUACUUCAAGAUCCAUUAAAAAUUGAGGCUCCAUUUUACAACACAAAGGAAGAUCCAGGACUGAAAUUGAAUCAUGUGGCAGACCCAUUUAUAGCCUCGGGGUCCACUGAUCAUAUUAAGGAGGAUUCAGUACUAAAUUUAGGAGCAGAAGAAAUUGAGACUUUUAUGUUCAGCAAUCCCGAAUAUGAUCCUGUGGGAGUUAAGAUGGAGGUGGUGGAAGCCUCAACAAGAUAUGCAUCUGAUAGUGCAAGAUUGACUCAGACUACUGGUGGGAGCUGUGGCAUAACAUGUGAAGAAAUUUAUCACCAUGGGCUGGUCCAGGAUGAUUCGGUGAUAGACAAGGAGAAGUCAACACAUGAGUUUGGUACAGAAAAUGUGACUAUUGACAAGGAAUGCUCAGUUGCCACCCAAUAUGACUGUAGUAAGAGAGAAAAGGAAUUACUUCUAUAUAGCUGUGAUUUCUGCCAACAGAACUUUCCUUCAAUAUACAGACUCAUAAUGCAUGUGUUUAUGCACAUUGAUGGCAUGCAGCCACCUUUGUAUGUUUGUAAGUGGUGUGGUGAGGUAUUUCACAGUAAGGUUAGUUUGAAAACACAUUUGAGAAUGAGAGAGAAUUAUCAUGUCUUAACUGCUGGCCACCAUGAAAAAUAUGACUAUAGUGAUGAGCAUCAAAGCAGUAUCUUCUUGGAUAGUGAGCCAGAAGUUUCUUUUACAGAGCACAUUGAACAGUCUUCAUAUAAGGAAACUUGGAAAAUUUCAAAGAAGGCCUCUAAUGAUAUGUGUAACAGACACAUGACAAAUGAUGCAGAGAAAACAAGUGCUUAUGGAAUUUUAUCUACAGCUGUUAAUCUCAGUGGCCAGGCUGAUCUAUAUAUUGCAAACAGAACCAACAAAUGUGGUAUUUGUGCCAAAUGGUUUGCAAGGUCUGGCGAUCAGGAGACACCGUCAUUAAUUCACACUGGAAUUAAACCUCACAAAUGUGAAAUUUGUGGGAAAUCUUUUACUUUGUUACGCAGUCUCAAGAAGCAUUCAUUAAAUCACACUGGAAAGAAACCUCACAAAUGUGAGAUUUGUGGAAAAUGUUUUGCUAGAUCAGAUUGUCUCAAGACUCAUGAAUUAAUUCACACUGGAAAGAAACCUCACGAAUGUGAGAUUUGUGGAAAAUGUUUUGCUAGAUCAGAUUGUCUCAAGACUCAUGAAUUAAUUCACACUGGAAAGAAACCUCACAAAUGUGAGAUUUGUGGAAAAUGUUUUGCUACAUCAGGUUGUCUCAAGACUCAUGUAUUAAUUCACACUGGAAAUAAAUCUCACAAAUGUGAGAUUUGUGGAAAAUGUUUCUCUACAUCAGGUUAUCUCAAGACUCAUGUAUUAAUUCACACUGGAAAGAAACCUUACAAAUGUGAGAUUUGUGGGAAAUGUUUUGCUACAUCAGGUUAUCUCAAGACUCAUGUAUUAAUUCACACUGGAAAGAAACCUCACAAAUGUGAGAUUUGUGCAAAAUGUUUUGCUACAUCACGUUGUCUCAAGACUCAUGUUUUAAUUCACACUGGAAAUAAGUCUCACAAAUGUGAGAUUUGUGGAAAAUGUUUUACUACAUCGGGUUAUCUCAAGACUCAUGUACUAUUUCACACUGGACAGAAACCCUACAAAUGUGAGAUUUGUGGGAAAAAUUUUGCUACUUCAGGUUCUCUUAAGACACAUGUAUUAAUUCAUACUGGAAAGAAACCCUACAAAUGUAAGAUUUGUGGGAAAUGUUUUGCUACAUCAGGUUAUCUCACGAAUCACAUACUAGUUCACACUGGAAAGAAACCUCACAAAUGUGUGAUUUGUGGGAAAUCCUUCGCUAGGUCAGGCACUCUCAAGAGGCAUAUAACAAUUCACACUGGAAAGAAACUUCACAUCUAGAAAAGACCUCACAAAUGUGAUAUUUGUGGCAAAUCAUUUACUACAUCAGGUAAUCUCAAGACACAUGCAUUAGUCCACAUGGUAAGGGGACCUCACAAAUGUGAUAUCUGUGACAAAAGGUUCACUCAGUUGAGUACUUUCAAGA